AUGAGCUGCAGUUGGACAGGCCGGGCAACCCCGCCCCGACCUAGCAGGACCCAGUACUCAUCAACCUGGUCGGGGGAAAGAGCCAGAAGGAGUGCCAAUUCUUCUGACUCCCCUGCUUUCCAUCUCCAUUUUCUUGAAUGGAGUUCAGCCAAUUCUGUCUGGAGUUGCUAUUGGAAGUGGGUGGCAAGCCAUAGUGGCUUAUGUAAAUGUGAGUGCUUAUUACCUGAUUGGACUCCCCAUCGCCAUUGUUCUUGGAUUCAAGACUGGUUUAGCUGCGGCUGGAAUAUGGUGGGGGUUGAUAAUUGGAGUCUUUGUUCAAACGGUCUCUCUCAUCGUUUUAACUGUCAGGACAAACUGGAACAGAGAAGUGGACAAGGCGAUCAAGCGCUUGAAGCAUACUGCCGAUGAAGACACUUUAGCAAUAGUCGACGACAUUGAGUGACUAGUAGUUAAGUUUUGUGAAGAUUUAGUAUUCCCAACAAUUUUGAUAGAACAAGAAGCAUUGAGUUCUGUGGUUCUAUUUCUUGAAGAGGGAGUUCUUCAGUCUACUCCAAUCAUUCACAGUCCUCUCUCUAAAGCUAAAGGAUUUGUAUGUUUGAAUUUCUAAAGCAUGAACUUGAUCGA
This is a messenger RNA of Zingiber officinale, 624 nucleotides long. RefSeq lists its product as uncharacterized. The record is from RefSeq and is a predicted model, not a curated record. Bases 1 to 408 code for a protein of 135 amino acids. The transcript has 4 exons. Lineage: Eukaryota; Viridiplantae; Streptophyta; Magnoliopsida; Zingiberales; Zingiberaceae.